CGGCCAUCGACCGAGCCCAUCUGGCAUCUGUUUCUCCCCAUCAACGAACCCCAACCCAGCACCGCGCUCGGCCAGGUCGACAGCGCAGCGCACAACCCGUAUCUGUCCAGCUGCCUCUGCCUCUCGGAUCUCUGCCCUCGUUUCGGCGUCCACACCGACACAAUCCAGCCUUUCGCAGAUCUACGCUGCCCUCACCCAACUCGGUCUCGUUCAAUCUUAGCCCAGCAGCAUCCGGCUUCACGUUUGCCCGUGCAUCACAUCGCCGCAAUCUCCUCUGAAAGCUAUGGGCAAAAAAUCACAGUUCAAGGGCACCAAGCGGCCCCGCGAUCAACCCCGAGUUCAGGACGACGAGCUCGACUCGGGCGACGAGAUCUCCACAUUCAUCGAGUCGCAGCAGCUGACCAAGGAGAUGAUGGAGGUCGACAAGGCCUCCCGCAAGGCCGCCAAAAAAGCCGCCAAGAAGGUACAUCUUGCGCAUCUUUCGGCCAAGGAAGAGGCGCGCGAGGCCGCUGCGGCUCGGAUCAAGAACAAGGGCACCAACGACGACGACGACGAUGACAACGACGACGACCAGGACGAUGAAGACGCUGCGCUGGAAGACAUGGACGAAGAAGAGAGGGCCGAAUACAACGCAUACAUGAAGCUGAUGGAGGAGAAGGGCGAGGCCGUGGCGGAGAAUCCCCGCGCUCCCAAGACCUUUGCAAACAACCAGAAGGGCCUGCUGCAAAAGCUGCGGGACAUCAGUCUGGAGAAGCCCGGGCGACUACUGCCGUGGUCCGAGGUCCAGGCGAUCACGACAAAGGAGCCACUUGUGCUGACGCCUUCCGAUAUCCACGACGACAUCAAGCGCGAGCUCGAGUUCUACAAGCAGGCUCUGUACGCUGCCACCCAGGGUCGUGCCAAGGCCAUCGAGGCCGGCAUUCCAUUCUCACGACCGGACGAUUACUUUGCCGAGAUGCUCAAGACAGACGCGCACAUGGCCAAGGUCCGCCAGAAGCUCAUUGACGAGCAAGAGUCGAUUGUUGCGGCCGAGAACGCCAAGAAGCAGCGGGAGGCCAAGAAGUUUGGCAAGAAGGUUCAGCACGAGAAGCUGCUGGAGCGUGUGCAGGCCAAGAACAACGAGAUCGAGCGCGUCAAGAUGGCCCGCAAGAAGAAGGACUCGAUGGGCGUUGCCGACGACGACUUUGGCAUCGAGCUGGAGGACAGCGACACCAAGGGCAGCUCGGGCGCUCGGGCGGGGUCCAAGGUCAACGCCAAGCGACAGAAGAAGAACGAAAAGUACGGAUUCGGAGGCGGCAAGCGCCACAAGAAGGAAAACACCCGCGACUCGGUGAACGACUUCCGGUCCUUCAGUGUCAAGAAGAUGAAGGGCAGCAUCAAAAAGUCCACUGGCAAGGGCGGCGCCGCCAAGAGACCCGGCAAGGCACGACGACAACAGUCUCGCAAGUAGCCGCAGCCCAGAUUGCUUCCCAAUACAGUCAGUGCAUUGUUGAGACAUG
Messenger RNA from Polychytrium aggregatum, 1499 nucleotides. RefSeq names its product eukaryotic rRNA processing protein EBP2-domain-containing protein. NCBI's taxonomy places the organism in Eukaryota, Fungi, Chytridiomycota, Chytridiomycetes, Polychytriales. Gene Ontology annotation, biological process: rRNA processing; ribosomal large subunit biogenesis. The record is from RefSeq and is a predicted model, not a curated record. The transcript has 2 exons. The coding region runs from base 284 to 1450 and encodes 388 amino acids. Gene Ontology annotation, cellular component: nucleolus; nuclear periphery; preribosome, large subunit precursor.